UAGCGACAGGGUCUCGGACCUUAGCUCCUCGCUGCCUUAUCAACAUCUUUUAGCAUCUGCAGCACCCGAGGCCAGGGUAACUGGCGGCAGGUAGGAAACUAUGUAAAAGAAUCGUCUGAUGUCACAAUUUCUGGGUGUCACUGGAACAUUUGAUCAUCAUUCCUUCAGCAAUUCAGGCUUCUAUGGAAGGUCAGUAGAAGCAAUUGAUUUAUUCACCUCUACAGGAAUCAGACUCAGCCUAUUUUGCUUUCUAAUCUAGGUUUUCAGUGAAUUAUGCCUUUUCGGUUUGGGACUCAGCCACGGAGGUUUCCAGUGGAAGGAGGAGAUUCUACAAUUGGGCUGGGACCUGGCCUGAGGUCCAGCGUUGCCUGUAAUGGGAAAGAGAUAUCACCAGCCAGACAGCUCCGAAGAUGCCAUGGAAGUCAUUGCCUGACAAUAACUGAUGUUCCCAUCACUGUUUACGCGACUAUGCGAAAGCUGCCUGCACAAAGCAGCAAGGAAAUGCAUCCUAAAUAGCAUCAUUAAGUCUUUCGUAGAGGUUGACUAGGUCAAGGGUAGUGGGUCAGUAUCAUCUUAUGAUCUGGUAAACAAAUAAAAGCGGUGGCACC
Molecule: messenger RNA, 608 nt
Organism: Phyllostomus discolor (pale spear-nosed bat)
Lineage: Eukaryota; Metazoa; Chordata; Mammalia; Chiroptera; Phyllostomidae
Gene: FAM229B
Product: family with sequence similarity 229 member B
Exons: 4
Coding region: 274-516 (80 amino acids)
Source: RefSeq, a predicted model, not a curated record